Messenger RNA from Orussus abietinus, 1868 nucleotides. It is a transcript of the gene Ent3, whose product is annotated as equilibrative nucleoside transporter 4. Gene Ontology annotation, cellular component: plasma membrane. Bases 1 to 1854 code for a protein of 617 amino acids. The transcript has 10 exons. The record is from RefSeq and is a predicted model, not a curated record. Gene Ontology annotation, biological process: nucleoside transmembrane transport. Gene Ontology annotation, molecular function: nucleoside transmembrane transporter activity; monoamine transmembrane transporter activity. Lineage: Eukaryota; Metazoa; Arthropoda; Insecta; Hymenoptera; Orussidae.
AUGGAUGAGAAUUUAAGCAGGGGCUACGUCCAGCUGGGCAAGGCGAGGCGCAAGAUGGAAUUCAACUUCCUCAAUGGACGCACUCACCUGACGCCCCCGGUCGACAAGUACAACUUCAUCUACUUGUCGCUCAUCCUGGCCGGUGUCGGAUUCCUCCUGCCGUAUAACAGUUUUGUGAUCGCAGUCGAUUACUUCCAAGCGAGGUACCCCGGCACCACGGUCGUCUUCGACAUGUCCGUCGUGUACAUCACCAUGGCCUUCUUCGCGGUGAUCGCCAACAACGUCCUGGUGGAGACCCUGUCCUUGAACACGAGGAUAACCUUCGGAUACGUGGUCUCCAUAAUCGUGCUCAACUUCGUGGUCGUCUGUGAGAUCUGGUGGGAGCUCUUCGACGUCGCGACCUCGUACACCAUCAACCUCAUCGCCGUGGCGAUCGUGUCCUUGGGAUGCACUGUCCAGCAGUCGAGCUUCUAUGGAUACACUUCCAUGCUUCCAAGUCGUUACACGCAAGCGGUCAUGGCCGGAGAGAGUGCUGCCGGAUUCUGGAUCUCCGUGAACCGGAUAUUGACGAAGGCGGUCGUCGACGACGAGCGCGGCAACACGUCGGUGUUCUUCGGCCUGUCCACCAUGACGAUCAUCAUGUGCUUCGUGCUCAAUCAUUUGGUGAGGAAGUCCGAUUUCGUGCAAUUCUACAUAACUUAUUGCCAAGAGCGGAGGAAAAUCACUUUGGAGCCGGCGGAAGAUCUGGGUCUGAUGGAUCCCAUGGACCAGGUCGGAGACCCCUCGAAGGGCCAGUAUGGGGUGCUGAAAAUUCAAACCAGCCCUUUGGGCAAUUAUUCCGCCGGAGGUAGUGCCGACACGAGGAAUGGUACGAGUCAGUAUACGGCUUUCUCCUUCAGCAACCCCGUUUACGAGCCGAACGCUCCUUCCGGUAACCCUCCAGGAAGUGCAGGUCCUACCUACAAGGUGGAGGACGUCGUGGUGAUGCACGGAUCCUAUGGAACUCAGACCUCGAAGCCCUGGUCGGGUAUCAAAAAGGGUCUCCUGGCGAGGCUCGAAGUGGCCAAGCUCAUCUUCUCCUACAUGGCGAACAUCGGAACGGCGUACUUCGUAACUCUCUGCCUCUACCCGGGCAUCGUCUCCGAGAUAAUCUCCUGCAAAUUCGAGUCCUGGAUGCCGGUGAUCCUGAUGGCAGCUUUUAACGCGUCGGACUUGCUGGGAAAGGUGCUCGCAUCGAUACCCUACGAGUGGACGAGGACGCAGCUGUCGUAUUUCUCCGGAGCCAGGAUACUUUUGAUACCGCUCUUUCUGCUCUGCGCCAUUCCCAGGCAAGCUCCGAUCUUGUCCGGAGAAGGUUACCCAUUGUUCUUCUCGUUGUUGUUGGGUCUUACGAACGGAAUCGUCGGAAGCGUCCCGAUGAUCCAGGCACCCAGCAAGGUGCCGGAAGAGCACCGCGAGCUCGCUGGAAAUAUAAUGACCCUGUCCUACACCACCGGAUUGACGCUGGGGUCCUUGAUGGCGUACAUUUUGGACGCCUGCCUGGGCCCUCCAGUGCAGACCAAAGUGAUCUGCCCCAAACCUCGUCCCAUGGUCAAUGUCCCCAUAAACGCAACCGUGAAUAUCCUGGCCAACGUUGUCACGACCACCAUGCCGAGUAUAGAGAGGGUCACGAAAAUGUCCAAGGUGAAGACGACGACCGCAGCCCUGACCACCUUGCUGACCACCUCUUUCAUGUCCAACGGCACCAUCGGUCUACUAAACGCCAGCAAUGUCGUCAACGCGACUGCUAUCGCGUUUCCAAAAGUGAUCGGCGACGUCACCACGACGAUUGGCAACGCUAUCUUGCAACAUUAGACGCCUCGGCGAAU